Messenger RNA from Linum trigynum, 10125 nucleotides. Lineage: Eukaryota; Viridiplantae; Streptophyta; Magnoliopsida; Malpighiales; Linaceae. The record is from the annotation of a GenBank genome assembly.
AGAGAGAUUCUACAUCUUGAUUUUGGAGAUUUUCUCUCUCCUAUUAUAUCUCUUAUUUUUUUUCAUUUAUCCCACUAAAUACCCUUACCAAUAAAUUCUCAAUAUUUUUCGAGCCAAUCUAAUUAUUUUGGUGAAGGAUAAACAUGUUAUGUGAUAAAAAAAAGUAGAAUUUCUUUUUUCAUUGAAUGUUAACAAUCAUAGUUACCAAACAAUGAACAUUUUCAAAUCUUUUUUCAACAAUCAAGAGAGUUAAAAUCUUUGGAUUGUCUAGAAUCUAGAGAUUUAGACUCCAAUUCUCCAAACGAGCCCUAAGUAGCUUAUAUUAGGAAUAUCAUAUCCCUUUCCUUUACAAAGGGGAACAAAGAUUGUUUUCUGAUAGACCUUCUCCAUUAUAAUUUUCAUGGUUCAUAUAUAUAUAUAUGCAUGGUCAUGGAGUGUUGUAGGAAAAGAACAUUGAUAAAGAUAACUAUCCCUUAUAGUAAGGAAAAUGAGCAUGUGAAGAAGGACGAGGAGAAGCUGUUGAAAGACAGAGAACCUACCUAUUUUAACUCUUUGUGUCCUUCAAUUCCAUUAGAAUUGACGAUAUGAGUUUGGUUACAUAUGUAUUGUCAUCAUAGGUUAUGGUCUUAUUCAGUUAUCUUCUUUCUCGAAUGGAAGCCCCCCUAUCACAUAUAUGUUAGUAUCCCAUCUCAAUUAUGGUUCUUAGUUGAAUUACAUUGGUUGGUGAUUGAAAACAUCUAUACAUAAUGUGACUGGACAAAUUAGUGUUGUCAAUUAAUUAGAUUUGAUAUUCACGAUAUAACGUGUCUUGACUCAUCAUGUGUUGGUAUUAUUCUGCCUCGUCGUUUUCUUCCUGUAAGUAUUACUGACCUGAGCUGAUGUACUCAUCGCAUAGUAGUUUCUCAGAAAACGAUUGGUUUCAAAAACUCAAAUUGUUGGGGAAAAUCAUGAUAGAAUCUUAUGACAUUCGCUUACACCCCUGUUUAAUGAAAGUCGAUUCACGGAUUUAGACAAAUCGUUAACAUAAUGUCAACAAAUUCUCUAAUACAAUUAAUAUCAAGUACCAUUAAAUCAUAUUAAUUCGAGUUGUCGGAUGAAUUUCAGCCUAACUUCUUUUGUAAAAAUUGGACCAAAGAUGUUUACUGCUGGGCUACACUCAUGUCCCAUGGGUCUCCCCUCCAAUUGUUCAUGUCAAAAGGCAAAUAAGCUUUCCUUAUAUGCAUUCAUCCAUUUGGAUCCAGUCCUUUCCCUUUCACUUUUCUGCUUAACAUUGGAUACUUUGUCUUUGUAGUUUUUUCUCCCCUACUGUUUAAGAUAAUUGGAUAUUGUUGUUUGUUUGGGUGUGUGUCAAUAAUGGCGAUAAGAAUAGAAACCGGCCGCCUGCAUGCAUUUUUGCUCGAGGGUGGGAGAGAAAAUUAACAUUCAUUUGCUCCCUCACAUCACAUGGAAGCCUCGUGCGAGGAUGAGGUCCAGAGGGAAACACCAAAUUGGGCAUACUUUAAUUAACCACGUCUAGGCACGUCAAGAGGUCGGUAACAUUAUUUUAUGUGUGCUGGUGAGGAAAUCUUAUAGGAGGGUUAGUAAACCUAAUUGGUCAUUAAAUUAUGAUUAACUGCACAAAACCGCCCCUCGAUUUGCAAGGUGUGACAAAGUGAAUGUGUCUACUUAACCUAAUUUUCGUCCAAUAUGCCCCUUUUGAAUCUCAUCACGAUAGCUCAUAGCAAUCCAAGCAUGUGUCUAUUUAAUCGGUACGUACCUAACCGAAAAUCCCAUUCCAAAGUCUAAACCGAUUGACUUGUCCGUACGUACAAACUCUUCUCUCUUCUAAAAAAAACACAAGUUUCUUGAAGAGGGAGAAGGGGAAAAUGCCGUCACUAAAAAUUGUACACACGAUCUUACAAUGGGAUGUGUGCCUACUCACUAGUUAAGAUUACCCUUUUGAAAAAUUUUCUUUCGUUUUAAACUUUAGAGCGCAAUCAGAUUUUGAGAACCAUCCUCUAGUUAAGCUUACCCUUGUUCGCAUUGUAGAACAAUCUUACUAAACCCAGCUUCCAAACAAACCACUCUCUCUUGUAACGUAUUUAAUUUCAAAUUAAUGUGUUCAAUCAAAUAAAUAAAAAAACUCAUUACGCAAGUUAUUUAUUGGUGUAUUUCAUUAUAUAUCCCAAUAUUUAAAAGAGCCCCCCAACUGCGUAAAUAUCACUAACAGAACACAUUUGUCAAAACUGGAGAAAAAAGUAUAUAAACUAAGAGGAAUUUUACAAUGCUAUAUAGUAUUGGUGCUAUAGGUUUUUUCUUUUAUGGUAUAACUUGAAGUUGUACCUUUAACGUUAUGGUACAACUUUAGAUUGUACCUAUACUCUUUUGUCAAAUUGUUUUAUGGUACAACUUAAACUUGUACUUUCAUUUGAUGGUACAAGUUUAAGUUAUAAAGUUGUACCAUAACAUAAGAGCACAAAUUCCUUUAUGGUACAACUUUACAUUAAAGUACCAAUACUUUAUAACAUAAUAGAAGUGCUCUAUAAAUUAAUAGCCUAUUAAAUAAUUAAUUGUUAAUCAAACCACAGACCAGAGUCGCUGAUUUUGUUGGGAGAUUGGAGCGGCGGAAUAAUGCUUCCCACGACGACGCGGUCAAAUAGGCUUUCUGUAUAUAAAAUAUCACACUUGACCAGCAUUUGGUCGGGCCGUGGGCUAGCUAGCAAUAGCAUAGCAUAGCAUAGCAUGCAUCUUCGACUUUCAGAAAAAGGAGAUGGCCGAUGGAGUUGUUUUUGUUUAUUCAAUAUACAGACGACAUAUACACGUAGUACUGUUAAAUUAAUACGAACGUACUCUGCUACAAAUUUAUUUAUGGCACCUCUCUCAGUCUCUCUCCGCCGGCCGGCUGAUGAGUUUAAUUCGCCGCCGACAUUAUUGGCAGCAGAAACGAUCGAAGUGAUGAAAAGCAUCCAUGAACUUCCUAUCCGGCGGCACAUGUACAAUUAUUUCCCUUUUAUGGACGAUUUUCCUGUACGUUCUUGAUCGGCCGGCGCUAUAGCUAGCUAGCUGUUCCAGAUUUCUCUUCUUAAUGCCUAGCUUACAGUCCUUGUAGUAUAUUUUGUACAUUUGGGCUCGUACUUGUAAGGUCACUUGUUGAAACAUGGAACCCAUGAGGUUAAUUAAAUCCCAGUCUUCUAUAUAGAUAGUAAGUGAGAUCCAAGAGAUAGAUGUACAUUUGAGUGCAACUGUUAUACGUUAUUAAGUGCUUUCGUCGCAGAACCUUCAAUGUGUUACGUUAUUUUUGUUGGGGUUUCGGAGAAAAUCGAACCCGCAAAUUAUGUCAAUUGAUUUUUCUUUCUCUCAUUAAGUCAAGUUACUGCAUGCUCAGAACAGAAGUCUGCAAUGAAAAAAUCAAGUCCACUCUAAUUAUUUGGCCAGCAAGUAAGCCGAGUGUGACUAGCUAGCUGUAACAAUUGUUGUGUAAGUUUUUGCAAUCUCGAUGGGAUAAUUUAAUGUCUUUUUUCUUCAAUUCAUAAACACGAUUUAAGGCAGAAAUGACAUGGGUUGUAUUGCUAACCAUAUGUGCUGUAAUUACAUGCUACAAAUUAUCAUGAAAACCAAUUGAGGCCUUUUGUAGCAAAAUGCAAGGGAAAAAUGGAUUUUUUUUUGGGAGUGGUUUAGAGUUUGAUAGAUGAUCAAACAAGUGAGUUCAGCUUAAAAAGGUGUGUGGUUGGUUGCCUCAGAAGCUCAAAGUACAAAAAGCGCAAUCUAAAACCUCUCUUAGUCUCUUCAAACGGACCAUUUUCGCAUUUAGAGGAGCAAUCUAUAGCUAGCUUACAGUUUAACGAGGCAACAAAAAGAGGUUUUGUCGUUUUGAUAAUGAUGAUUAAGGCAAAAAAAUGAAAGGGGACUAAUUAUAGACCCAAUAUUAAACUAUAUACUCGAGGCUUAUAUAUAUUCAGACUGGCCAAACCUUUUCUGUUUCCUUUUCAGUUUGUGAGGAAUGGAUGAAACAUUGAACUAAUAGAUUGUAUACAGAGCAACUUUAAUCAUUGAAGACAACAACAGACUAUGAAUCCCUUGCAAAGAAGUUUUGAACUUGAAUUAGUGUGUUGAGAAGACCUGUCAUGUCCCAUGAUUACUCCUAAUUAAGGUACUUUAUGGAUAUCCUUAUUCUAAUUAAGGGUGCCACAAGUUUUCCCUUUUACGUGUGUGAAAAAUUGUGACACAUGUUUGAAUCUACGAGCUAGUGUGCAUUUUCCUUAAUCACCAAAACCGAAAUGAUUAAGGGCGUAAUAAAUAAGAAUUUAAGCUGGUUUUUUGGACUAUCUCGGAAGAUUAUAGUGUUACAAAUUAUAAUUACAUCACUAAUACAUGUAAAAGCAACCAAGCAAACAACAAGUAGGAAGCGAUUAAACAAAUAACUAUCUACUUAAUAUUGUCGAAUCUUCCUUCAUUUCCGAGUUUUCUUCUUGGUACGACACACAUAACGUGAAAAAAUGCGAUGAACAACUAAUUCGAGAGCGAGACAGUCCUCAUAUCUUGAAGACGCUUCACCAUAGUAAACAAAGUUUGCGAUAUAUUGCUGAAGUGGCAAGACACAAUCCAACAUAUUGUUCUGUCGUGGCAAAUGCCUCGUAAUCACCUAAGUGAUAUGAUUUUACCAAAAAAGCACAUGGGAAACAUAAAAUUGUGCAGGACAAGUGGUUUGCAACUUGCAACCAGUCCUCUCCUCUACGACAUAGUUAGUAAAAUACGGUACAAGAAAGUUACAUAUAAAAUACGUAUGAAUAUUUUAUUUCUUUUAUAAGCUAAUGUUACGUUUAAUAGUACGUUAAUAGUCAUAAAUAUAUAAAAUUAAUUAUUUUAGAAAUAAAUAAAUAAAUAAUAAUAAAGUUAACAAUUUAAUUCAUUAAGUAUGGAUAUCAAACUUAUUAUACGGGUUUUAUACGUGUUUAGUACGAGAGCCAUAAAAUAAACAGAAAAAAAAAAUCAAACGGCUUGACAAUAAUUCGGAUACUGAAAUUUUAAAUGGAUAAAAUAGGUAUAUGUAAAUAUUCGUGUAUUAAACGGAAUAUUUACUAACUAUGCUCUAGGUCCUACUAUCCGUAGAAGCUGGGCCCGUGGCCACUCUUCCUUUCCGCAUUUGCCCGUUGCAUAUGUGGUGGGAGCGGGCUGGGCCGGGCCCAUCUGGGACUCCCAAAAAUCUUGCAGGCUGCAACUGCCUCCAUUUAUUCAUUUGCGUCACCCACGGCCAUUAACCUCGCACUAAAGAAGGGAAAAGUACUGAUUGGCUCCCAACUUAAUUCGAGGAAAAUAUCCGUCCCGGCACCGACCGGCGCCGUUUGACGGGGUUAGGUAAAAAGCACAAAAAAGGCGAGAGAGAAGGAGGACCGCAAAAACCGUUGUCAGAAAGUUAAACUCAACCGGACAGGACGAGUACUCGCAUAUUUUACUCCUUACAUUUUGGUCCUCUUUUCCAGCUUAUGUUAACUUUCAAGUUUCAAGCAAGUCCCCUAGUUCAAACUGUACCUUCAACACUCUUUGUACUUUCAUAAUACAAAAUCAGUAGAAUCGCUUGAUAUUCAGAUUGAGAGAAAAAAAUUCGAUUUGAUAUUGAACUCCUUAAUCAAAGAUAAGAUAUCAAAGAUUGAAAGUUCGUCAAAGCACCUUCAUAAUCUAGAUCGCUGAAAUUCGCUCAUUCUUUUGACGGACUAUAAGCUUUCCAAAUUGUCAUAUGUCAAGUGGAGUAUGUGAUCAGGUUAAUCAAAGACGAAGUUAAAAUGAAUUAUUUUCAUUUAUUUGGAGCUGGAAUUUAUGUGUAAAUCAAAAUUUUAUUGAGUUUCGUACAAUUAGUAAACGAGUUGAACACAUUCUAGAUUAAACAUUCGACGCACAUUAGUUUAGGGACUGAUUUGUACAUAUACCAAAUGUUAAAAACCUAAAAAAAAUAAAAAAACACAAAGGAAAAAACAAAAACAAAAAGGAGAGAUCCACGGGGGCUCCAUCACCGGCUUCUUCUCCUCCUUCACUUGCCGUUGAGCUCUUAAUUAAGACGAAGAAACCUCUCCUCUCCCACUCCAUCUCUCAGAUUGCGACGCCCUGCCACGUUUCCCUCCCUCUCCGUUUCCUCCAUUACCUUCUUCUUCUUCUGUCAAGUGUCAAUCGCGUUUUCGCUACGGCAGCUGCCGAGGUUUCAUCGUCUUUAAUCUUUAUCCAUAUAAAAGCUCUCCUCUCUCUCUCUCUCUCUCUCUAGAGCGACUGUUAAACUGAGAAAAUUCCCGCUUACGUGACCUUUCUCGCUUCCUUCCCCAUUUAUUACUCCCAAAGUCUCCUUCCUUCUCUCCCUUUCGAUCCCCUCUAGCUUUCCGUUUCCUUUACUUCCACUCCAUCGCCGUGGAAGCCUUCACCGGUAAGCUUCACCACCGAAUCUCUACCUUAUAAUUCCACCAUUCGUUUGUUUUUUUUACCUGUACCGGAUUUGGAUUGUUUGGUGAGCGAGCUAUUGGGAGGAGCUCGGAUUUUUAGUGAUGGUGAUUUAGUCUUUUCCUCUACUCUUUCUUGUUUGGUUCCUGAGAGCCAAGAAAAAUAGGCGGAAGGAUGGGGAAUCGGAGUGGUGGUGUGAAUCUCUUGUUCGACUCUGGACAUUGGAGAAUCCGUCGGGCUGUUGAAUUGGUGGAGCCUAGCCUGUGUCGGCCAGCCGGGAUGGGGAAAUGCGGCUUCGAGAGAUUCGGCCUCUUGGCUUGUCCUGCAUUUGUAUAGGCCGGCUGAUUGGGGAUUUAGGGCUUUGAUUGUAUUAGAUUCAAAUCCCUAUCCGAGUUGAUGACGGGAAUUCUUAUGUUUCUAUGAAGUUCCAUAGAAGUUAGAAAGCGGAUCUUAGAUAGGCUGUUUUCUUCAUAUGAUUUCUGGUUUCCUUUCUCAGGUACUUGAUUCAGUAAUUUUAUCAGUUACUUCAAUUGGAUUGCAUUUAUAUUCACGGUGGUUUCUCUUUUCGUUUGAUGCAGUAAGCAGUAUACCUGAUUGCAUUUCCAUUAGUGAUGGUUUGUCCCGUUCAGCUUAAGCAGAAGAUGGGUUGAGAGGGUUUACUUGCUUACUCCACAGUUUAUCUGGAUUUCGGUGACUAUGGCUAUUGCUGCUGGCCUGCAAAAUGUUUCGGUACUCGAUUCAUCUUUCCUUAGGGACUCGCAGUCGGGAUCAGUCCGCAACCAUGGCAAUGAUGGGAGGGGUAGCACCCGAGCGGUCCUGAGGAUGUGGAGGGAGCUUGAGGAUGAGCAUGGGGUGAGCCAUGGGCAAGGUAGGGUUGGUGAGAGAUUGCUGCAAUACAGGGGUGAGGUAUUGAGCAAUCUGUCCAGAGGGGAUGACGUUUCUGAUGGGAACCAUAGUGGUAGUGAUGAACAUGAGGAGAUGAGGACUGUGAGUGGAGGUGAGAGUGAGUAUGGACUUGAGGAGGAUCGAUCCGAUCUUGGGGAGACAGAGAGGGAGAGAGUGAGGCAAAUUUUUCGGGAGUGGAUGAGUAGUGGUGCCAGAGAACGUAGUAUACCUCAUGGCUCAAGGAGAACUGGGUCAAGGGCGGAAUGGCUGGGUGAAACCGAGCAGGAGAGAGUUAGAACCAUACGGGAGUGGGUACAGAGGAAUAAUCAUGGUCCUGCUGCUGGACAGAUUGAACAAGUUCUUGAUGGUCUUAAUCUUCAUCGUAGUGAAGGCCCACCAGAGCAGCAACCCAGAAGAGGGAUCCGUCGACUCUGUGGGAGACAGGCUCUCCUUGACAUGAUUAAGAAGGCUGAACAAGAAAGGCAAAGAGAGCUUCAAGGUUUGCUGGAGCAUAGGGCUGUUACUCAAUUUCCUCAUCGUAACAGGAUUCAGUCGUUACUCAGAGGCAGGUUCCUCCGGAAUGGCAGAAUGAUUGAAAACGAGAGACCUAGAUCCACAGCAGCACGUGAGUUAGGUUUGCUGCGGGAAAGACAUUCAGUAGCCGAUUUAAGGGAAGGGCUAUUUUCCAGACUGGACCGUUCAGCUUCUGGUCAACUAGCCACCAAUGCUUCUGAUACCUCGUCUAACAUCGAAAUAAAUGGGUACGGAGCUGAGCAUUCAGGAGCAAAUGAUUUACAGAGGGCUGCAAGUGAGUCUCCUCGUCAAACACAGUCAAGUUUUGGGGAAAGUAACAGCUGUAUAACGGCAGAUGAUAGAAGCACUACUGGGUCUAUCACGCAUCAAGAUGUGGUUGCCGAAGGAUCUGUUGAUUUUUUAGAGGACAUGUCUGGGCAACCUUCUCAGGAUGUGGACCCGAGUGAAGAUGAGCAAUCAUCUGGUGAUAAUACAGAAGAAAUGAACAGAGAUUUGCAGGAACCUACAUUUCCACCAACCAUGGAGAAUGGAGGACGAACUCCUGGUGCAGGUGAAGCAUUUUCUCAACAAUCUGAGUCAAAUGAGAUGGAUUAUUCUGAAAGCAGUGCAGUUGAUCAUCCGAAUAAUCAUGCACGAUCAGAAGAGCCUGAGAACCUAACUUUUGAAAGUGAAGCCCCCGCUGAUGAUUGGUUCGGAAACCGUGAUGAUACAGCUGAGGCCUCUGGAGAAUGGCAUGAAGAAGAUGGUGGUGAGUUUCAGGAGGAUGUGCAAAGUUGGUUAGAAGAAGAAGAGCCUUCUUCUUAUUCUCAGGAUACUGCUGCUGUUGGAAGGAUGGAUCAUCCAUUUUAUUAUACUGAUGAUGAUAAUGUCUACAGCGAGGAGAUCAGGGAACUUCUGAGCAGGAGAAGUGUGUCUACUCUACUUCGAAGUGGGUUCCGUGAGAGUCUCGACCAAUUGAUACGGUCUUAUGUGGAAAGGCAAAGUGGUAACUCUCAGCUUGACUGGGAACUGCAAGAAGAAACAUCUCCUAGCUUACUGGAACAGGAGUUGGCUCAUCAGCAUACGACUGUUGAUCAGAAUGUCAGUCGAGGAGGUCGUAUCCCGAAUCCUCCACCUUUACCACCGUCACUACCUGUCCAAAGGCUGUGGGACCGGGAAUCACAGCAUUACCACUGGCCUCAACAUCAUGAAAUGCAUCCACGCUUUGGCAUUGAGUGGGAUAUUAUCAACGAUUUGAGGAUCGACAUGGCUAGGCUGCAACAGAGAAUGAACAACAUGCAGAGGAUGAUGGAAGCCUGUAUGGACAUGCAACUCGAGCUGCAGCGCUCUAUCAAACAGGAAGUCUCUGCUGCUCUCAAUCGUUCCCCUGAAUCUCCAGGGACAUGCGAGAACAGUUUCCCGGAGGAUCCAUCGAAAUGGGAGCACGUGAGGAAAGGGAUGUGCUGCGUAUGUAAGGAGAGCAGUAUUGAUUCCUUGCUCUACAGAUGCGGGCACAUGUGCACAUGCUCAAAGUGUGCCAACGCGUUGGUCCAGACCAACGAAAAGUGCCCGAUGUGCAGAGCGCCUGUAAUUGAGGUCAUCCGAGCUUACUCCAUCUCUUAACUCGAUAGAAAAGAUACGUCAAAAUGGUGUGUUUCUUUAGCAAGUAGAGAAUUGGAAGAAAAUCUGGGAGGGAGAAGUGUCUGGUUUUCUUUUUGAAGUCGCCAGGUAUUUAUCUGUUUUCCCCCUUUUGAUAGUGGGUGUCAGAUUGUAGUUUGGCUUUUGCAAACUUUCUUCUGUUUACUAUAUAUAUACAAAUUACUUUGAAUGUAUGUGAAUAACAAGAGAUGGAACAAGUAUUACCAUAGUUCCACAUUUGGCUACGAUACUGUUGCUAAUGCAGCAAGCUGACUUCCUUAAACUACAGUCUUGAUGUCUCAACUGUUAGAUGCAUAGUGUCAUUUUCUUUUGAGUAAUGUUUUUACGUAUAUUAUCGUCGUAUGCGCAUUCCUUGACAUGUAAUCCAACGACGUUAGCUCGUGUUGAUGUUCAACCAUCAUAAUGCUAACCGACUACAGGGAUGAUGAUCUGGAAAGUGCCAGAGAAUCAUCAACGUGUUUGCUGUUUUUCAACCACCGAUUCAAUUUAUUAGGUUGUUCCCCUAAGUAAGAGUGAUGCAAUGUGAAGUAUCACCUACCAUAUUAUCGACAUAACUAUACAUUCAAUAUAUUAUUUUUUUUAGGGGUGCUAUACGGUCCGGUUAAAUUGGAUCAAAUUGAUCCGGUCCCAGUCCGGUCUUUUCGGGAAUAUAAGGAUCAAAGAUUG